Molecule: messenger RNA, 3209 nt
Organism: Cygnus atratus (black swan)
Lineage: Eukaryota; Metazoa; Chordata; Aves; Anseriformes; Anatidae
Gene: NRARP
Product: NOTCH regulated ankyrin repeat protein
Exons: 1
Coding region: 35-379 (114 amino acids)
Cellular component (GO): cytoplasm
Molecular function (GO): phosphatase regulator activity; protein binding; enzyme inhibitor activity
Source: RefSeq, a predicted model, not a curated record
UGCGGGGCGUGAGGCGAGCGGGGCCGGCGGCAGCAUGAGCCAGAGCGAGGUGUCGCCGUGCGCGGCGCCGCCGAGCCAGCGGGUCUUCCAGGAGGCGGUGCGGCGCGGCAACACCAAGGAGCUGCAGUCGCUGCUGCAGAACAUGACGAACUGCGAGUUCAACGUGAACUCCUUCGGGCCCGAGGGGCAGACGGCGCUGCACCAGUCCGUCAUCGACGGCAACCUGGAGCUCGUCAAGCUGCUCGUCAAGUUCGGCGCCGACAUCCGCCUGGCCAACCGCGACGGCUGGAGCGCGCUGCACAUCGCCGCCUUCGGGGGCCACCAGGACAUCGUCCUCUACCUGAUCACCAAGGCCAAAUACUCCGCCGGCGCCCGGUGAUGCCGCGGGGCCGCCCCGCCGCCUUCCUGACAUGUCAAAGCUGCUCGGACUCCGUGGUUUUUGUGGUUUGGUUGUUGUUGUUGUUUUUUUUGGUUUGUUUGUUUGAUUUUUUUGUUUUUGUUUUUUUUUUUCGGCAAAGAAAUUUGGGGCCCCGCAAAGAUUUACUGAAAGCAAACAAACAAACACACCGCCAUUUACCUGCUUCUAAUUUUGUUUUUCUUCCAAGGGUUGUUUUCCUACUGUAAUUUUUUUUUUCCAUCUACCUCGGCUGCACUCACAGUAUUCACGGUUUCAGUUUGACAUCUGGUCAGAUGCUUUAAAACGGUUGUUCCCCCCCCCGCCCCUCCCUCCCCGGUAAUAUUUAAUCCUUUCUCCCCUCUCCUCUAACCCCCGUGGUGGCCUGUCCCUCGAUUUUAAAGUGUUCUGGCUCAGAACCGAAUUCAUUUCAACGCCUCCCUAGGUGCACCCGCGUCGCCGGGCGGUGCUUUCCCCCCGAGCCAGCUCCGACCACGCCGGGACUCGGCGCCAGCGCCCGGGCAGGUGGCUCCCGGCGGCCGCCGGCCCGUCCCCGCCCCGGAGGGGGCCGCGCAUCUUCCCCCGGCGGGCUUCGCCCAGUGUCUUCUACCGCUCGGUUUCAUUUUUUUGUCUUUUUUUUUUUUUUUUGAGGCAACUCCGUUGGAAUAUGACAGACAUGGUUUUCUCGCCCUGCCUGAUUGCUUUUCGUGCGUGUGCUGUUUUUUUUAAUUGUGUUUUUUGUGUUGUUUUUUUUUUGUGGGUGUCCGAAGAAAGUCUGCAUCCUCAGCCGAUUCUUGAAUCCAUUUAGCACACGUGAGAUCACAGGAAAAGACGUUGAAUCCUUCCUUCUGGUUUUGUGUGUAAAGGGAGGAUUAGUAAACCCUGAACUCUUCUUUUUAUAAAAAAAAAAAGUGAAAUAAACUCUAGAGGCAGAGGAUUUGCUUUUGCACAGAAAAGGGGCGCGAGCGCUCUCUGCUGCCUAGAGAGAUGCCUGAAAACUACUGAGAAAUAGUUUGGGAACUUUUUUCUUUUGGUGAAACUUGGAUAACACUUCUCAAUGCAGAAUGAUUCACUUGAUGUAUGUAGAGUCACCUGCCUUUUAUACUAUAUAUAUGUCUAAGUAUAUAUAUAUUUAUAAAAGAAAGGGAGGAAGAAGAGAAAGCCACCCUAAGUCGCAUUUUGAAGUGACUGCACGUAUAAUCGCAAUGCUGCUUUUUAUUGCUAUGGCACAAGAACAUCCAUUUGGAAAAUGCGGAAAAUUUCAGAAGUCUCCUCUCUCCCCCUGGUCUUUCAUCCCUCUUCUGUUCGUCUGCACUAAAACCAACCAUAUCACUGCCAUCUCCCUGCUCUUUCCUCUCUUACUCCCUUUAUCCAAACCAUUACAAUUAAAAAAAAAAAAAGUUACCUGCUGUUUUUUUGGGUUGUGUCUUAACUAUUUAUCAUGUAUGUAUAUAUUUGUGGGUGAAGUUUGUGAGCCUGGUUUUUGUUUGAAGCUGGUGGUGAGUGUUUCAAAAUAUGGUUUGGGAAAUAUGCUUUUUUCCUAGUCUCAAAACUAAAACCUUGAGUCUGCCAUUAUUAUUUCCCAUUGCACUGAAUAUUCUGCUUUGUCUCUGAUGGUUUCACCUGCAGUUUGUUUUGUUUCUUCCAAUUCAACAAUUUGAGUUAAGUAAAAAGCUCCAGAUUCAAAGAAGAAAAAGGAAAAAAGCCCUGUCACGAGUGUCUACUGUUAAUGCUGUAACUUGCAAGGAACUGCUUAGCUGAAGUCUUUUCUGUGAGCCUUGAAGGUGGUGUCCAGCACUUCCACUGGUGCUUCUGUGUAAUAGUUACAGGGUGGGAACAAUAUCUUUUCUAGCGAGGUUUUAUUGUUGUUACCAGAUGGUUGCACAUUUUUUGACUAAAUGGAUUUGCCACAAUGAAAUGUCAUAACAUUUAUGACAUAAUAUUAAAAAAGUGUAUUUUAAAGCCAAGUUCUAGAUGGAUUUUUAAAAAGAAAUCUUGGUUAUAAACCCAGUCUAAAGGGAGCUCUGUCCAGUGUUGUAAAGACAACAUGAUGUAAACCAUAUUUAUAUUUUUAUAAAAUACCUAUUAAGACUGUGAAUCUCCUGUGUGAAUUGCUGAGUGAGUUUAAGAAAAGUAUUGUUCCUUUCCAGCUUCCUGGAGCUUUAGACACGCUGAGAUUUUGGAAAUUGUAUGUCGGGGAAGGGGGUUUGCUCUGAAAUUGUGAGUUGAUGUAUUUUUACAUCCCUUUGUAUUUUACUGAAAAGCUGCUGCCCUUCCUAGUCCCUAGAGUUUCAAUUUUCUAUGCAACCCCCACACCCCGUCUCUCUUUAUCUUGAGAAGUAAAAGGGAUGCAGAUUGAUUCAAAUUGAAAUGAGGGUCCCCCCGCCCCCCUUGUUGGCUCAUAGUGCUGCUGACCCUUCACGCCAAAACGGGGAGUACAAGAAAAGAGGCAGGUGGGGGAGGCUCUUUCGUGCAUGACUGGUCACCUUAUGGCAGUCAUCUUUUUAAUUAUUAUUAUUAUUUUUGUAAGAAGAAUAUAUUGAUAAUGUCAGUGAAAUAAGCAGACAUUGAAGCUGAUGCACAGAUUGCUCCAGAAAGGAGUUUUUCUGUAGAUUUUUCUUUAGAUGCGAAUACCUUUUUUAAUUAUGUUAAUUAAUGUUAAGAAUUUUUAGGCUUAUAUUGAAGCUGUAUGUGGGUCACUAUAUGAUCAUUUCUAACUGGAUAAAGUCUGUACAGUACAGCAUAUUCCUGAGUGUAUGAUAUAGACGUGUAGCCCCAGAGUGCGAAAUUUAUAAAUAAAUUUUUCAUUGAUCUU